AAUAAAUGCAGAACAAACGAUACUCUCGCGUACUAGGCGCUGAUCCAGGACACCAUGUGAGGACACAAGCGUUCGUGUGGAAUUGUCUGCUUUAUUAAAACAAACAAACAGGGGGGAAUCUAUCGGUGGGUAUGCUGGGCUGACUUACGCGUUUCUUGCUGGAUUUUUUGGAUUGUCCGCUCCCCGUGCUGAGGCCUCUUCCUUGAUGUGGAUGCCUGCCUUAAGCUGUAGAUUUUACCAACACAAGUUCCCUGAGGUGGACGACGUGGUCAUGGUGAAUGUCCGGUCCAUAGCUGAGAUGGGGGCUUACGUCAGCCUCUUGGAAUAUAACAACAUCGAGGGUAUGAUCCUGCUCAGCGAGCUGUCGAGAAGGCGUAUCCGAUCUAUCAACAAACUUAUUAGGAUCGGCAGGAACGAGUGUGUCGUGGUGAUCAGGGUGGAUAAAGAUAAAGGAUAUAUAGAUUUAUCUAAAAGAAGAGUUUCACCAGAGGAAGCCCUAAAAUGUGAAGAUAAAUUCACCAAAUCUAAAACUGUGUACAGUAUUCUGCGGCACGUGGCGGAGGUUUUGGAAUACACAAAGGAUGAACAGCUGGAGAGUCUAUACCAGAGGACAGCUUGGGUGUUUGAUGAAAAGUACAAGAAGCCGGGAUAUGGAGCCUACGAUGCAUUUAAAAACGCAGUCUCUGACCCCGAUGUUCUGGACGGGCUGGACUUGAUUGAAGAUGAGAGACGUGUUCUUAUUGACAACAUUAACAGGCGCCUGACCCCACAAGCAGUGAAAAUCCGAGCAGAUAUCGAAGUGGCAUGCUAUGGGUAUGAAGGCAUCGAUGCUGUAAAAGAUGCAUUGAGAGCAGGGCUGAGCUGUUCCACGGAGAACAUGCCAAUUAAGAUAAAUCUGAUUGCACCUCCUCGGUACGUGAUGACCACUACUACCCUGGAGAGGACAGAGGGCCUUUCUGUGCUCAAUCAAGCAAUGUCCGUCAUUAAAGAGAGAAUUGAAGAGAAGAGAGGAGUAUUUAACGUCCAGAUGGAGCCUAAGGUGGUCACAGAUACAGAUGAAACAGAGCUGGCACGGCAGCUGGAGCGACUGGAGAAAGAGAACGCAGAGGUCGAUGGAGACGACGAUGCUGAGGAGAUGGAGGCGAAAACUGAAGAUUAAAAACGAUGAACACCAGUUUUGUUUUUGGAGAAAAAAUUCAAGUCACAAAAAAACUGACUUCCAUGCCAUUUUCAUUUGCUCUGAAUAUCUUCCACUAACCUCUGCAAUUCCGUCUGUAUAUGCAACACAUCUCGAAAUUAAUCCAACAAUCGUGUGAAAACAUGGGCCAGUGUGCUUCUUACAAGGCUGCACAGAAACUUGGGAAACACAACAUGAAUCCAAACAGCUGCCAGCACAUUAGAUCCAUACAACUCUCUGGUUAGUGGGGAAAGUUGGCCCGGCUAAUCAUAUCUUUAUUAGAAUAGCUAUUUUAUUAGGUCAGUGAGUUCAUUCUCACGUGGGACUGAACUAGACCAGAGCCCUACUGCGUAUUGUUAGCAAAACCUUUCUAUAUAUACACUUAGUCGGCAUUACUAUAUCACAGUGGGUUCAGAUAUAGAACUGCUGCUUCAUUUAUACCUGUUAGUUUAGUCUCAAGUGAAAAUACACUUCUGAGAUGUUUGCAGUGUAAGAGAUAUCCAGCGUGUAGAUUUCCAGAGGGAAUUACGCCCUCCAGCAUUUAUUUCUGUGAGUUAUAGCUCAGCCAGUGCUGGUGGGGAGGCAGCUGGGUUACCAUUGCUCAUAUGCCAACCCUCAACUUGCCUUUUACAUUUUUCUUGUGCAAUAGGUCUCUGGGGCAUUUGCUGAGCUUUCACAGCAAAGAGAUUUGUUGCUGGACUCCAGAAAACAAUGCAAAAUACUGAUUAAAAAUGUUAACUAUUUUUUAUUAUCAUUCCCAACAUGUGUUCUACUACAGAGCUUUCUGUGAGAAACCAAUAAAAUCCAAGAAAUUUA
Messenger RNA from Xenopus laevis (African clawed frog), 1993 nucleotides. RefSeq names its product eukaryotic translation initiation factor 2 subunit alpha L homeolog (gene eif2s1.L). The coding region runs from base 206 to 1159 and encodes 317 amino acids. Gene Ontology annotation, biological process: translational initiation; response to endoplasmic reticulum stress. Gene Ontology annotation, molecular function: ribosome binding; nucleic acid binding; translation initiation factor activity. The transcript has 8 exons. The record is from RefSeq and is a predicted model, not a curated record. Lineage: Eukaryota; Metazoa; Chordata; Amphibia; Anura; Pipidae. Gene Ontology annotation, cellular component: eukaryotic 48S preinitiation complex; eukaryotic translation initiation factor 2 complex; cytoplasmic stress granule.